AGGGAAAGAACAGCAACAAGCGCUAACAAACAGACUGCCAGCCAAAUAGCUCUCGGAAACGUCCAUAAGUCAUUUGUGCAGCAGAACAUCAAAGUUCACCCAGAAGAACCUACAGAGAAAGUUUGUCAUCUGAAGACUAUACCAGGUAUCUGUGUUUAUUGGUGUUGUCCUUUGAUGAGUCCCAUGUUGCCUGAAGUUCCAGCCUGUCCCUCGCAGUUAGCAGCACUCACCCUGCCCACUCCUAGUGAAGUCACAGCCAUUUUCAUUUCCGUGUGGUUUACAAGAUGAUGGAAGACAGCAAUGUGUAAUCUAUUUCUGGAGACAGAGUAUAAGAUUUUAUGAUUUUUAUCUGAGCGACGCAAGGAGAGAUCUGCCUCAGUUAUUAGACCAACAUAAAGCUCUAAAGCUUACAGAAAAGUAAUCUGUAUCUCGUGGAAAAAUUUAGAAACUCAUCUAAAGCCUUUGAGCUGUAAUGCUGCAUAAUGGAAUGGCUUCUAAAAAUCAAGUGGAUACAUCAGUCAUUGUCAACAAAUACUGAUUCCCACUGUUUGUUUUAGAUUUACAACAAGCGAGUGCAUUGUGAACUUUCAAUAUGGAUAAACAAAGUACAAGAAAAUCUCUUCCCUUCUUCAUACGUCCCUCCCACUUCACAGUGCUGGUAUUGAUGGCUCUACUGCUCCUGGUGCUGAAUUUGUAUGGCAUAAUGUAUGAUAACACUGCAAUAAUUGGAUCUAAGUCGAAAUGGAGGAGAUAUCCAGUUCCAAAGUUUAACCACACCAUGAGACAAAAAGCGGAGACAAGGAAUCUCCAUUGGACAGACAAGCUGGUGCAAAAUGGCUACCAGAAUCACAGCUUCACCCCUGAAGAAAGGUCAGAGGGAAUGUUCCUUAUGAAAAUGAUCGAAUGGCCUAAAUCACCCAACUCUUCUAUGCCAUUUCGGAAAAGCAGUGACCCAGCACAUGUUCGUUUUGUAAUUUUAAAUUCUGCAAAGACUUUCUAUGUGGGGGAUCAGCUGCAAGUGAUGCUGCAGAUGUAUGAUUUUGACGGUCACCCAAAGCAAUAUGGGGGUGACUAUCUCCAAGCUCGGAUCCACACCCCAGCUUUAAAAGCUGGUUCAGCAGGAACAGUUAUAGACAAUGAAAAUGGAUUUUACUAUAUCAAUUUUAACUUAUCUUGGCCGGGGAAAGUUGAAGUUUCUGUUUUACUGGCUCAUCCCAGUGAAGGAAUCCAAACACUCAAAAGACUACGUGAGGAACGACUAACGAGAGCAUAUUUUCAAAGUAUCUUCAAGAAUAGGAAGAUUUUAGAGACUACUCAAUGUAACCUUUAUUUGCCUCAGACUGGGCCACUCUGUAACUUUACUGAUCCCAGGACUGGGGAGCCCUGGUUCUGUUACAAACCAAAGAAACUUCCCUGCUCUGCUCGUAUUAGCUCGACUGUAGCAGGAUUUCUAACAAAUCUCUUCAUUGGAGAAGAGAAGCUUUAUUUCCAAAGUCGGAUCAACCUCAAGCAGCCCAUAUUACCCAGUGGCACAGGAUACAUAAUGGUAGAGCCUUCACCUCGACCAACUCCGGGUCUUGGAAAAUGUGUCCGGGGACAGCCCGUUGUAUCACCGUCUGGUUUUUAUUAUAAGGACCAGUGGAUGUCAUCGACCUGCAAUAUUUACCACUUUGACACUCCUGCAAAAAUGACAGACUGUCUUCGUCGAAAAAAAGUUUACCUGUUUGGAGAUUCCACUAUGCGUCAGUGGUUUGAAUAUUUAACUCAAUCCAUUCCAGGUCUGAAAACAUUGGAUCUUGGUAAUCCUAUCAAGAUUGGUCCUCAUCUUGCAGUGAACGUAGAAAACAACAUUGUGGUAAAAUUUCGUCCUCAUGGUCUUCCCAUCCAAUUCAACACCUUUUCAAGACACCUGCGUUAUGUUUCAAAUGUACUGGAUGAAAUUAGAGGAGGAGGAAACACAGUCAUAGCCAUUACUUUAGCGGCCCAUUUUACCCCUUUUCCUGUCGAAGUCUACAUUCGGAGAAUACAGAAUAUCAGGAGAUCAAUUCUACAAUUACUUGACAGGAGCCCGGAUACAUUGGUUGUAAUAAAAACAGCCAAUGUCCGGGAACAGCCCCCACAGAUCAUUACCUCUGCCAGUGACUGGUACGCUUAUCAGUUUGACUCAGUGAUGAGGAAGAUGUUCACAGGCAUCAAUGUGGUAUUUGUUGAUGCCUGGGAGAUGACAAUAGCACAUUACCUUCCUCACUAUAUACAUCCCGGGAGAAUUAUUAUAAAGAAUGAAGUAGAUGUGUUUCUUUCACAUGUGUGCCCUUCUGUAAAAUAAAAUUUGUAUGGAA
Chiloscyllium plagiosum (whitespotted bambooshark) is the source of this 2339-nucleotide messenger RNA. Its product is annotated as NXPE family member 3-like. The record is from RefSeq and is a predicted model, not a curated record. Lineage: Eukaryota; Metazoa; Chordata; Chondrichthyes; Orectolobiformes; Hemiscylliidae.